Messenger RNA from Rotaria socialis, 2265 nucleotides. The record is from the annotation of a GenBank genome assembly. NCBI's taxonomy places the organism in Eukaryota, Metazoa, Rotifera, Eurotatoria, Philodinida, Philodinidae.
CCUACGAAUUUGACUCAAACUUCAUAGGAAACGCAGAAAUACUAGUGAAUUUGUUGCUGGUUAGGGGAAUUUAAAAUUACCCUAUAGGAGAAAUUGAAAUUUUAAUUUGUCCUAGGUGGAAUUAAAAUCUCCGAUCUUUCGUACAAAAUUUGCAGGAAAGAGAAAAAUUUUAUUUUCCCCUAGGUGAAAUUAAAAUCCUCGGUUCUUCGUAAGAAAUAUACAGGAAAGAGGAAGAUUUCAAUUUGCCCUAGAGGAGAUUGAAAUUUUAAUUUCUCCUAGGGCAAUUUUAAAUUCCCCUAGAUUUUAAUCUCCCCUCCAACAUAUAUAUGAUCACGUAUCAUCUAUUUAAUUAAAACAUCAAGCGAAAAAUACUUUUCAGAUAAAUCAUUUUUCGAAUUAUUUGUUGAACUGAAAUCGAAAAACAAUUCAACUUUUUUUAGCUGUUAAAAUGAUUCUAGUUACAUUUUUGAACAAACAUUCAUAAAUCGUUUAGCAACAUUUUAAUUUAAAUGAUAAAAUAAACCUAAUAAAACUUCAUCAACAUAUUUAACUUAUUCUAGAUUGUUCGUCUUUGAAAUGUAUAGCCGAUUGUUGCUUAAUUAAUAAAUGUAAACGAUAGAAUAACACAAAAUAAUAUUCAAACUAAAAAUAAGCAAAAUUAACUAUAAGAAAGACUGUUUUUUUUUUGUUUUCAUUCAUCCUAGGUCAAAUACGUACGGCGGAAAACAGUCUGAUCCGGUGAUUUUCCAUCGAAUUCCGGAAGCUGUAUUCCAUACUACGUUUCCGAUGGUUUCCAUUUACAGUAGGAUUCCGAAGUACUUUUUUGAUUGUUUCCUUUUGACGAUCGGAAACGAAGAAAUAUGAAUAGUUUCCGAUCAGAGUUGUGGACGCUAUUUUAUUGACAAAACCUAGAAAUUCAUAAUGCAGAUAGAAAAUGCGUCGUUGACUAAUUUAUUUGUCUACAGAACAUGUCGACAACGUAUCGGUAGACUAAGUGCAUGUCGCUGAACUCUCAUGUUGAAGAAUGAUAUGAAAUUCAUUCCAGGUCCUCAUUUCAUAUUUUUGUGUUUUUUAUGUUAAGAGAUACUUUAUUGGAUCAAAAAAUGUUUGGUCCAUCAAUAAGAAUUUUGUCUGUUUUACCCAUUGCUCUAAAACUCCUGGUUAUGCCGCUGUUGCCACCUCAUGCACCAGCACCAUUCGUUGUCGACUUACCAUCGAUCAAUGCUGUCAACCCUUUCGCAGAUAUGCUUCUGAAACGAGAAUAAAUACAACGUGAGCGAGAACGACUUAAACAAGAUAUUCAAAAAUAUUUAGCAAGUAGCAUAUUUUCAAGAUGUUCAAUAAAUUAAAUUAUCUUGCAUCGUUUUGAUUUUAGAUCUGUCCAAGAAUUGCUUCAUUGGUAUUUCAAUCAAUCGUGCCAUGUCAUCCUUUGAUCUAGCUAUUUGACGAAUUAGCUCCUGUGACAUCUCAUGUCCAAGAAAACGGUGCGUAAACGGCCUCAAACGGCUAUAAAACGUGAAAAAGUGUCACCGUUUUCUAGCGAAAAAAGCGGUCCGUUAAACGAGAUGACGGAUUACGGCGAAAUAAGGUGAGAACUAAUGCCUUAUUAUACCGCUUUAUACCCGUUUCAGGCCUUUUAAGAUGGUCGCUCCGACGGUCGGAAUGAUUGUUCUGGGAUGUGGUAAGAGGAAAGUUUUAUUUUUUUCAUCUUAUUUCUACAAUCAUCAAAAUAUUCAAAAUCAAUGAUUAAGAGAAAGAUUUUGAUUUAAUUUAUUUGUUUAUUUCGAUAGAUGCAUUUCGAGCCAACUGCAGCAAUCGAUAUGGAUUUUGCUAUGAAAAUAGCCAGUUGAACUAUUUAUUACCCAACAAGUUUAUCAAAGGUAGAUACAUUAUCUGAAAUCGAUAAUAAGAAAAGAUUAAUUGAUUUUGUUUUCAUUUUUGUUUCCUAGGCGGCCAAAUCAUUAUAUGUGUAGUUCUGAAGGUGUAAAAUUAAAAGAUAGAACUGCCCCAAAAGAAAAAUCUAGAAUAGUUCACGAUCGAAAAGGAUUAAUCAGUAUGGAUCCCACGAAUAGCUUAAACGAAUUCAUUAUUACAUUAGGCCCCGCUCCAAUGUUAAAUGAUAGUUACUUGGUAUUCGGUGAGAUAAUCAGUGGAAUUAAAAUUUUCGAGUCAAUCAAUCUUCAUGGUGUUCGUGGUAUGACAGAUGCUGAUGGUGGUGGCGAACCAGUCGAUUCAAUUCGUAUUUACUCAUGUAGCGAGAUUUAA